This is a messenger RNA of Cimex lectularius (bed bug), 6617 nucleotides long. It is a transcript of the gene didum, whose product is annotated as unconventional myosin-Va. Gene Ontology annotation, molecular function: microfilament motor activity; actin filament binding; ATP binding. The record is from RefSeq and is a predicted model, not a curated record. Gene Ontology annotation, biological process: actin filament organization; vesicle transport along actin filament. Gene Ontology annotation, cellular component: actin cytoskeleton; myosin complex; vesicle. NCBI's taxonomy places the organism in Eukaryota, Metazoa, Arthropoda, Insecta, Hemiptera, Cimicidae. The coding region runs from base 80 to 5530 and encodes 1816 amino acids. The transcript has 37 exons.
GUCAGUUAAAAAGAGUUUCAUUUAGUGGUAUUGAUAAAACAAUUUUCAAUGAUAGUUCCAAAAAAUUUGUAUUUCGGUAAUGGAACCCGUCGGUUACCUUAAUCUCAACCAUCUCAAGUGUAAACCGGGCGAAACCGAUUUAAUUUACAAGAGAAGAUUCGAGCUCUGGGCGUUUGCGUCACAACACCGCGACAUCUACAUAUCUGGAGCGAGGGUUUGGAUACCACACGCUUCUAAAGUAUGGGAGGGUGCGAAGGUUGUAGAAAAUUUUAUACAGGGCAAGCUAAUUAUAGUAACUGAUGAUGGAGAGACGAAGGAGCUUAAAAUCCCGACUGAUGAAGAUCUACCACCGUUAAGGAACCCUGAGAUUCUGAUCGGAGAGAAUGACCUUACGUCGCUUUCGUAUCUCCACGAGCCGGCAGUUCUUUACAAUUUGCAAGUCAGGUUCUGUCGGCAAAAUGCAAUUUACACCUAUUGCGGUAUUGUGCUCGUUGCCAUCAACCCGUAUUGCGAAAUUUCAAUAUACGACUCGGACACAAUAUGGGCAUAUCGGGGUCAAGCCAUGGGCGACCUCGACCCCCAUAUUUUUGCUGUUGCAGAAGAAGCCUAUACUAAGUUAGAAAGAGAACAAAAAAACCAAAGUAUAAUUGUAUCGGGGGAAUCAGGAGCUGGAAAGACGGUGUCGGCAAAGUAUGUUAUGAGGUAUUUUGCGACUGUCGGAGGAUCGGCUACUGAGACUCAGGUCGAGCGAAAAGUUUUAGCCUCGAGUCCCAUCAUGGAAGCUAUUGGAAAUGCGAAAACAACUCGUAACGACAACAGCUCAAGGUUUGGAAAGUUCAUCGAACUACAGUUUGACAAGAAUUAUACGAUAGUCGGGGCGAAAAUGAGUACGUAUCUCCUUGAAAAAUCCAGAGUCAUUGUCCAAGCUUCGGAAGAGAGGAACUACCAUAUAUUUUAUCAGAUCUGCUCUGCUAAAGAAGAACUGAAACAUUUAAGCCUAGAUGACGCUCAUACAUACAAUUAUCUGUGUGAUUCUAACAAUAAAAUCCAAGGUGUCAAUGACAAAACACAAUACAUCGAGACCAUCGGUGCAUUUCGAACUCUAGACUUCAGUAAAGAAUAUAUCGACAACAUCUUCCUCAUUUUAGCCUCGAUACUUCACCUCGGCAAUAUAAAAAUUAUGGAAAGUGGUGGCGGGGAUGCUGAAAGUUGCACCAUAUCCGCAAAUGAUAAACAUUUGCAUAUGUUUACGACCCUUUUGGACAUCAAUGCAAAAGAACUGAAUCAGUGCUUGUGUCAUAGGAGAAUCGUGAGCACUAGAGAGGCGUUCAAUAAACCCAUGACGGUACAUCAGGCCGUAGGAGCAAGAGAUGCCCUGGCGAAGCAUAUAUACGCCUGUCUUUUUGCGUGGAUUGUAAAACAGAUGAACAGAGCCCUCAUCACUUCGCAGAAGGCGAAGCAUAGGUUCAUCGGGGUUCUGGACAUCUACGGUUUUGAGACUUUCGAGACGAACAGUUUUGAACAAUUCUGUAUAAAUUACGCCAACGAGAAACUCCAGCAGCAGUUUAAUAUGCACGUUUUUAAACUCGAACAAGAAGAAUAUUACAAAGAAGAAAUUCAAUGGACGUUCAUAGAUUUUUAUGACAACCAACCCUGCAUCGAUUUGAUCGAGUCCAAAUUGGGCAUCUUAGAUCUUUUAGACGAAGAGUGCCGAAUGCCAAAAGGUACGGACAACUCGUGGGCAGAGAAACUGUUUGCAAAAUGCAGCAAAUGGAAUCACUUUGCCAAGCCAAGAUUUGGUGCGAAUUCUUUUAUUUUGAAACACUUUGCGGACAAAGUUGAAUAUGAAGUCUUGGGAUUUUUAGAAAAAAAUCGAGAUACUGUUAUAGAGGAACAGAUCAGUGUUUUAAAAUCUAGUUCUAAUGACUUAAUUCACAAGCUUUUAAAUAAUGAUGAAAACUCAAACGGUGACAAACUCGCCGUUCCGAAGCCCAAAGUCAGGGUCAGCAUAGAGCAGAAGUCACAGACGUCUCAUGCCGUGGCUGCUAAAAAUAAGAAAACGGUUGGCUCGCAGUUCAGAGACUCUUUGAAAGAGUUGAUGGACACCUUGAAUUCAACGACACCGCAUUAUAUACGUUGUAUAAAGCCCAAUGAUGAAAAGGAAGCUUUCAAGUACAAUCCGAGUCGUGCCGUCCAGCAACUCAGGGCUUGCGGUGUAUUGGAGACCAUCCGAAUAAGCGCUGCAGGCUUUCCAUCAAGGUGGCUUUAUACUGAUUUCCUUAAUCGAUAUCGCCCUCUUUGUGCAUCAAAAAUGGUCAACAGACAAAAUCCGAGAGAGACUUGUGAAAAAAUGCUCACUCAGAUCAUUCAGGGCCAGGAUAAAUGUAAAUUCGGGCGCACGAAAAUAUUCUUCCGUGCAGGACAGGUGGCUUACAUGGAAAGGUUAAGAUCUGAGAAGUUGCUCCAGUCUUGUGUCAAGAUUCAAAAGGUCGUGCGAGGCUACCUUGUGAGAAGGCGUUACUCCAGAAUGGUGAACGGAACCUUGACGAUACAGAGGUUCUUCCGAGGAUAUCUGGCAAGAAGGAGAGUCGAGAGAAUGAGAAAGAACAAGGCAGCUAUUGUCAUUCAAAAGUGGGUCAGGAGAUGGGUCAAACAGACCCAGUACGAGAGGACGAGGAAGGUCAUCCUUGGUAUUCAAACAUACGGAAGAGGUUACUUGGGUAGGAAGAAGUACAACCACAUGAGACAAACAAAAGCGGCCAUUAAAAUCCAGUCUGCAGUACGAGGGUGGCUGCAAAGAAAGAAAUAUCAGAAGUCGAGAGCAAGGGUUAUUAUUGCUCAGUCUGCUAUUAGAAGGUUCCUAGCACGAAGAAGGUUUAAAAAGAUGAAGAGGGAGGCAAAAUCGGCACAGCACCUCAUGAAACUGAACAAAGGGCUCGAAAACAAGAUUAUUUCCCUUCAGCAGAAGAUAGGAGAAAUGACAAAGGAGCUGAACAUGCAGAAAACAAUGGCACAAGAAGCUACAGCGCUAAAGUCUCGGUUAAGCACGAUGCAGGGAAUUGAAGGGCAGCUUAAGCUUACCAAAAGCCAGCUUGUAGAGAAAGACAAAGAAAUCGUCGACCUCACUAAUCUCCUCAAAGCUCAAAUCUCAGAAAAUGACAAAACUCUGGAACAAUGGAAAAAGAAAGAGUCAGUACUUACUCAAGACAAUAAUAAACUGAAAUCGGAGCUUUUGAAAAUGAAAGACAGCCUUAAAACAGCCGUGUCAGAAAAGGAAGCUGAGGUAAAGAGUCUUAUGCAAGAAGAACGUAAACAGAUAGUGGACGAGCUUAGCCAAGAGCGCCUUGCUCAUCAGAAGCUGCUUGCUGAAAAGGAGCUUUUUGAAUCGAGGAUUGAAACUCUUGAAAAAUCUCUGGGAAAAGCUCACAAGAGGUCAUCUUCCGACGCUAGCACUGUCUCAAUACAGGAGGAUGUUGGAUACGCAUCAGUUAGAUCGAAUAUAAGCUCUGGGCGAGAAGAAACACCUACGCCGGAGAAUCAUUUUGACACUACGUUAAUGCUCCAACUUCAGCGUAAAGUCGUAUCUUUAGAACAUGAAAAUCGUUACCUUCACUCCAAGAUGGAGAACGAGAAGAGGAACAAUUACGGUAACGGGGUGAAGGGCGCUUUUAUGAAUGAAGAACUGGAAAUGGAAAAUGCUAGAUUGAGAGCCGAUCUUUUGGAAUUGAGAGAAGCUGUUAAGAACGAUGCAAUGAGCAAAACGGGAGGAAAUAAAGCAUUGCAGCAGAUUGCCAAGAAAGCAGAAUGGUGGGAAGAGGAGGCAAAGAGGGCAAGGCAGGAAGCGGCAACUUUACGAGAAACACUCGGAAGCAGGACUUUCAGCACUUCAAGUCUUACUAGAAGCUCCUAUCCUACAUCCGACAUCGAUCCGUCAGUCAUAAACGAAGAUGGCGAGCUUGUGCUCGCUUUCGAAGCUCAGAAGAAGACCUUAAGGCAAAUCGAAAACGAGUUGCAAGAGAAGACGACAAGAUGGGAGAUCGAAAGAGAAGAAUUGAUCAAUGAGCUGGUACGCCUCAGAUCGGAGAACGAACGGCAGAAUGCGAUGUUGGUAAACAGCGUAGGAUCGCUUGCUUCUAUGUCAGAAAUGUACCUUCAAUCUGAGCUGACACGUUUAACCGCUGAAAACUUGGAAUUGAACAAUAAGUACGACAAAAAGUCCGCUGAUUAUAGAAAGCUGCAAGAACAGUUCAACGAACUACUGAACAAACUGAAAGAAGUUGGAGUGCCUGAUGUAGAAAAGACGGUCGCAAAAUUGAACAGGCUUGAAUCACAGUCUAGCCUGCCAGUCGUGAUAAAAAAGGAGCGCGAAUUCAUGGGAAUGUUCGAGUGCAAGUUCGACGACAUCUAUCCCUUGAUCAAACAGCUCUUGGAGCUGAAGCCCAAAGUUGCUGUCACGCUUUUGCCGGGGCUGCCAGCUUACAUCAUCUUCAUGGUGGUUAGGUACACCGAUUACAUAAACAACGAGUUAAUGCUCCAAACAUUAAUCCUUGGCUAUCAAAUGCAUGUAAAAACUUUCAUCGCCAAGAAGUCCAAAGAUGUCGAUACUGCAGUGCUUUGGUUGGCAAAUACUUUGCGCUUAGUACAUAAUUUAAAACAAUACAGUGGCGAGCAGCACUUCGGUAAAGACAACACACCAACCCAGCAAGAGCAGUGUCUGAAAAACUUCGACCUCCUUGAAUUCAGGCAGGUCUUGUGCGACGAAGCUGUGGCGAUUUGUCAAAACAUAUUGAAGAAGAUGCAAGAUCGUAUUCAACCAUUGGCUGCUGGGGCGAUUUUAGACCAUGAAGCCGUCUUCGGCCUUACCACCGGUAUUUCUCGGGGAAGGUCAUCCUCAGUGGCUGCUCCACCACAAGCUGCGAAAGCAUCGAUGGACGAGUUGCUCACUGUUCUGUCCAACUUCAAAAGAACUCUCAAUCUCCAUGGCGUUGAUCCUCAACUUCAUAGCCAGUUUUUUAUGCAGUUGUUCUAUUCUUUAUGCGCUCAUUCGCUUAACAUCCUACUUCUGAGAAAAGAAUACUGCCACUGGUCAAAAGGCAUGCAGAUUCGUUACAACCUGUCUAACCUUGAACAGUGGGUCAGGGAAGAAAAGAUCCAGGAUACGAGAGUACUGGAAAUGCUUCAGCCCAUCAUAGAAGCUUCUCAACUCUUGCAGGCGAGAAAGUCGGACGAAGAUGUCGAAAGUGUGGCCAACAUGUGUCCGAACUUGACAGCAAAUCAGAUAAUAAAACUGCUGAACCUUUAUACACCGGUGGAUUCCUAUGAAGAAAAGGUUUCGGAGUCUUUCAUUAGAAAAAUCCAGGAAAGGCUAAAAGAGCGAAAGUCAGUUGAUGGGACACAUCGGGAGAAUAUAUUAAUGAUGGAUGCUCAAAAAUCUUUUCCACUCGAGUUCCCGUUCAACCCUUCAAGCAUCCGCCUGGAGGAUAUUGAAAUCCCCGAUGUGCUGCACCUUCCGAUGUUGAAAAAGUUGUAAUUUUGAGUAAACAGAAAAAAAAUGUAGCUCUUAGCAGAUGGUGAGACUUUUUAUCAUAAUAGUAUCUCACACCGAUAGAGGAUGAAAAAAACGCCUUUUACCACUUAGGUUUCACCAUCAUUUUUCCCCAUAAACCCCCCCAGGAGGAAUUAUAUACCCCCUCCUCCCCUUUCCCAAGAGAGAAAUUUUCUAUUUAUGUAACAAUGUACAAAUUAGCUUGUGUAAAUAUGAAUAAAUUAUUUUAGAGGAGUUAUAGUUAACAAGGAAUUGGAAAUGUUUAUUUUGUUGUCGGUAGUGUUAAGGGUGCCGAUGCAUAAAAUGCAGGCAAUAAACGACUAGUCACAUAAAUAAAGUGGUGGCAAACCAAAAUUAUGGCCUAUAUACUUAUAAGGGGGUAUCGAUCGCCUUACAUUCCAUUAUGGACCCACGCAAAAAAAAAUCAUUUCGAUCGAAAGGGGGGAAAAUAUAUCAAGAUCGAUUGUUCAUUUCAUUCUCAUCUUGGAAUGAUACAAGGGAAUAAAAACAGGAUCUCACAUUUGCGAUCAGUGAAUCCCCGCGGGAGUAUGUACAUAAUGAAACCAAUUACCACUUAAAUAUUUAUUUUUAGAAUUUAGGAACCGUUUCACUUAGAAUUGUGAUAUGUAAGUCAAAUUGCAAGGUCUCAGACCGUUUAGUGCAAUAAUUUAUUUAAUUUAUUCGGCAGAGUACUUUUAAAAUUUAAUGCAAUAAAGCUUCAUCCGUUACAUCGAUGACAAUGGAUUCUUGUCUCAAAAAUUGAAUUAAUAGCAAAUUUAAAAAGUCUACCUUUUCUCAUUAGCAGCAGGGACAAGGUUACUCAUUAGUUUACUUUUUAAUAGUAUUUAAACGCAAUGUAUUGUUAUAAUAUAUAAGUAAAAUAAAACUAUAAUUGUGUAUCUUUUAUGUGAAUGGAAAGGUUUAAUGUUUUUUUUUUGUUUUUUUGUUGUUAAUACGUUCACAUUUUUCCUCUAAUACAAAACAUUCCAAAAUAACAUUCCCAGAGACAACAUGUCUUCUCCAAUUUGCAUAUUCCUUAAUCAUUAGCCAUGGUGUUAAGUGACCAGGAGCA